Messenger RNA from Porites evermanni, 4170 nucleotides. NCBI's taxonomy places the organism in Eukaryota, Metazoa, Cnidaria, Anthozoa, Scleractinia, Poritidae. The record is from the annotation of a GenBank genome assembly.
AAACGACUGAAGCGGCGUGGACCUCGAUUAACUGGAGUGAGCAAGCAACGGAAAAAGGCUAACGCGCGGGAAAGAAAUCGCGUUAGCAUCCUGAACAACUAUAUUCAACUUCUACGGACUCUUAUUCCUGAACCAGAGAAGAGAACAACAAAGUUUGAUGUGAUUAUUGGAGCUGCUGCGUACAUCUCACAGCUUACGGAGAUUCUGCAAGGGGAUAAUGAUACCGACGUCAGGGAUCCUGAAGACUUUGUUGAAAUGGAGACGGAGCUGAAUUAAAACGUUCCAUGGUCUCAGCCAGAAGAACUCAUAUAUCAAACGUUUAGAGGACUUUUUAGUCAAUCUUAGUUAAUUUAAUUCAUUUAGUUCUAAUACGGCUAAUAAUAGCUCAUUAAUGAGAAGUCCUUCCGGAGAAGAAUAUGACUUCGACGUCGCGAAUGAGAGAAAGAGGUCGACACUUUCAUGGUAUCCAUGUAAAAUAUUCUGAAACUCCUUAUUCGAGGUUAUCAAGGAAUUGAAAGUUCCAUUUUCAACAAAAGGAAUUCAUUUGUAACACCAAAUGAUUAGCUUAAAAGGGAAAAAAAAGGAAGACGGUCUAUUUCUUUUUCACGCCGACUCACAGUGGAAAAGUUGUUAAGCUGAGCGUUUGAAAUAAAAAUUAUCAAAAUGCAUAAGUAUAAGUGAAUGUUAAUGCUAAUAAAUGAUGAUACGGUGAAAUGGUUUGCUGUCAUUUAUUCAAAUUUGCUGUGGCUGGUUUAACUUUAAAGAAGUAACAGCGCCCCACAGUUUCCGAAAGCACUUGAAAAGAUCUUAGUCAAAAAACGUCUUAACUCGUUACCAGGCCCUUAAAAUCAACCCACUGAAUUGGCCCAAACAACAAAAUUUUAUUUAGAGUUGCAUGAUUUUAAACGAAAAGAAAUUUAUGAGUUAUAAACCCGUUUUCGAAUGGCUGCACACAAGAAUUUUCUACAGUUGUUUGAGGUAAGUAUAGUAAAAGGACUCAGGCUGUGAAAUUGCAAAAAAUUUGUAAACAUUAAAGAACCGGUUAGCGGUUAAGCUUACCCUUGGGCUAAAGUUAUUUAUAUCUCACAACGUUAGUAAUUGUUAUGAUCGAGAACGGAUAAUUAUCUUCGCUAUGAAACUGGCUAUCCUAAGCUGAUUAAAGCUUUUUUGGUUCAACUUUGAUGCAGUUAAUUCUAUUGAGUUCCAACUUUUUAUCGUGGUGACGAAAAAUAACGGCGUGACCAUUCAAAUGGAACGUCUUUGCCAGAACUUUUACAUAGUUGUAUUUAUUUGUCGGUAUUUUACAAUAGAAAUCAUAAAUCAUUUUUCUCGUCUUCAUACUUGGGCCUCUUCUUGGAGCGAAAAGGUUAAUCAAAGGGAAGAGGCUCACUGCAUCUUUGCUCAAUCUCGCAAAUCAGUUUGACACCCAUUUUAAAAUGUAUCACUUCGGCCUCUUUCAAAACCACUCGAACGGAAAAGACCCUUAAAGAUAAAACUGCAAGAGUAUUAUGACCGAUACUUAAAUAAUUAGUUUUUAAUUUGCUAAACCUAAACCUCUAAGAUCGAGUGAAACCUUUUUUAAUAGCAUUGCCGAAGUUUGUUAGCGGCGGAGGGAUAGGUGACGCUGGCGACGGAGAUCGAGUAAGUGGUGCACUUCAAGAAUUUGUUUUGAAAGAGUUUUAAAUUCUUUACCCCCUGGUUAACUUUCAAAUACGUUUCCCGCUGAGAAAGUCAAGGAGACCAAAGUAAUUUCGACAAGUUCUUUCUAUUAUUUAUUCAAGGACUGAUAGAUAACAACAUCAGAAAAAAACAGAGUUAUAAAAGUCUGCCGGCUUUACAGGCCACGAAUUUGCACCGUUGACCGUCAGAUAACAAUCGGUAAGAUCUUUGUUUAUAGUUUAUCUUGAAUGCAUUAUGUAUACUAACCACUAGCUGAACUGCACGUUUAGAGACUUGUUAAAGUUACUCCAUUUUUCCAAUCGAUUAUCCUGUGCCGCCACUGUUAUGCAAUUACUAGAAUGCAUACCGAUUUCAACUAACAAACACAGAUUUCUUAACUUCUUUGCCAAAUUUCCAAGUACUAUAUAAAAAAAAUGAUAGAAAAUUUCUUGGACAGAAUUUAACGGGAAGCGCAUAUAUAAAAGUCGAGUUUUGUCAGUAUCUUUGACGAAGAAAUUUAACCCAAAAUUAAAUUUCAGACUGACAUAUUUGACAAAAAAUGACGUUGCAUUUUGUUACCAUGUUUACUUUUAAUGGCUCAAAGGGGUACACCUCCUAAACAGAGGAACGUAACAGAAAUUAGUAACAUAUUACAGGCCUAAGGCCUUAUUUUAAAGUUAGGCUGGCGAUAUAGUUUUAGUUACUAUCCAAGUACACGUCAGAGAUCGCUUUGUCAAACAAAGAAUUUGGUUUUCAUAUGACUACGGUUACUAACGUUAUUGUUUAAAACAGUUGUUGAUUGUGGCAGGUCGAGACUAAUCCGUUGGCCCCCCGAAGUACGUGAUAUUUGGCUUAUUUAAAGUGGAUUGCUCUCUCCUACCUUUAAGUUCCUAAGUAAUUAAGGUACCUUUAGGUGCAGUAAUUUUUAAAACGACAAACCGAGCUGCAUCGAUAAUAGAUCGGAGCUCAAAAGCCAACCGACGAAAUACUCCGACGUGUCGACGGCACAGGCCACGAGAGACUCUGGUUUGGCAUAUUUUACGACUUCUACCAGAAAAUCUUGUUUUCAUCCAGAGACAUCGACAAUUAAAUUAGGACACAUCUUCAAAGCUAGGGUAAGGCCCUUAGUUAUGCAUUGUAUGUCCAACUUUCAAACAAAAUUGAUGAAGACCUGCCGUGUGAAAAUGCUACCGUCCCGUGGUUCUGUUUGUUUUACAAUAAAUUGCCAACAAAAACAUGUGAAUAAAUUUGUCCAUUUUAGAACUACCUACUCGUGGGAACUAUUAUUGCUUUAUAAGUAAGAAAUGAUUAGUAUAUCCUAUUAUUAUUCCUUAUUGAAUAAUUAAAAUUCAUGAUUUGAUAUAACACGAGAAAUUCCCAUGAAAGAUCACAUGAUUUCUCUUUUUUAACACCAAAGAUUUUGUGCAAACGGUCCCUGAAUCUUCCAAAAACAACCAUAGAAUUUAACAUAGAAACGAAUGUCGUAUAUCAUCUCGCUCAGAUCUCUCACCGAUGUCAACCAUUUAACAACGCGGUACCAUUGUGUUUUGUCGGAAAGAGUCAUUGUAUGAUACCAAAUUAAAGCGGCAAUGCAGGGAACGCUAGACGUCAUGGGAAGGAUCCUUCCCACAACGCCAUGUUCACCGGCCACACAAAAGCCCAUGACUGACGUCAGAACGACUCAAAUGAGACCACAGAGACUAAUAACAUUGAGUAGCCCUGGUCGCCAUGGAAAUGAUAACUGGAUUACCUUAAUUCGAUGUCUGCGGUUUUGAUCUCGGCGUUUAAAAUGUAUUGUUGACGUUUUACUAUUACAACCUAAAGCCGUAACCUUUAAAGUCUUUCGGAUGGAAUCAUUAAGUAUAGACACUUGAUGAAAAUUGUCUGAUAAUGGUAUGAAGCCUCAAAGUGUUAGUUAGAGCUGAUGUGCCGUGCUCUCCUGUAUUACUCUUCGUUUUUGACAUAGAAGGUACCAAUCGUACAAAACGUUUCUUGGUAAAAUUUGAUUUAUUAGAUUGCAAAGGCGGUUCCGAUUUUUUAUACCGCUUUCGCUAAAAAAAAAAAAAAAGAAUGGCCAAUAUCUCGUUGUCUCGUUUAUGGUUUGGCUAUCGAGCCGACUAACGGAAAACUUGGACAUUUGAAUCUUGUUCGAUAUCAAUGACAUGUUCCAUCUUUUACCGAUGCAGGCGUUCAAAAAUGGUUAAUUCUACCCUGGGGGGUAUGGAGGUCAUGUCCACCUGUGUUCCUGUGUGCAAGCUAGAGACUCCAAAAGUCCCGAACCCACUGGUGCAAGGAAGAAAAAGACAUCGAAGGCGGGGACCGAGGUUAACAGGCGUCAGCAAGCAAAGGAAAUCAGCAAACGCGCGAGAGCGAAAUCGCGUGCGUGUUAUUAACAACGCCCUGGAAAAAUUACGAGACCUAAUUCCGCUGCUGCCCACUGAAAAACGACCUUCUAAGAUAGAGACAGUUAGGCUUGCUGCCCUGUAUAUCCAUCACUUGACGGAACUUUUG